Molecule: messenger RNA, 3171 nt
Organism: Polypterus senegalus (gray bichir)
Lineage: Eukaryota; Metazoa; Chordata; Cladistia; Polypteriformes; Polypteridae
Product: protocadherin gamma-A8-like
Exons: 1
Coding region: 1-2460 (819 amino acids)
Biological process (GO): homophilic cell-cell adhesion
Cellular component (GO): plasma membrane
Molecular function (GO): calcium ion binding
Source: RefSeq, a predicted model, not a curated record
AUGAUUUUAUUUACUAUGUACGCCUCUGUGACUAAUGGAGAGGUCCGUUAUUCUGUUCGAGAGGAAGAAAUGAGGGGUGCUUUCAUUGGUAAUAUUGCCAAAGAUUUGGGAUUAGAUAAUCAGAGACUAAAAUCUGGCAGAGCUCAUAUUUAUACUGAGGGUGACACCGAAUACGUAGAGCUGAAUGUAAAUAAAGGGAUUUUAAUUGUUAAAAAUAGAAUUGACAGAGAGCAGAUCUGCGGUCAAAUAGCACCCUGUUUAUUAUAUUUUCAGAUUGUCCUGGAAAAUCCUAUGGAAUUUCACAGAGUGACUAUUGAGGUUAUUGAUAUAAACGAUAAUAACCCCACUUUCACAAAGAAAAAUAUUCAGUUAAAAAUUAGUGAGUUAUCCCUUCCAGGAGCACUGUUUUCCCUACCGAAUGCUGUAGACAGCGAUAUAGGAGAAAACACGGUAAAAUCAUAUAUACUCGCAUCAAAUGAUCAUUUUAAAUUAAAAAUACAGUCUCAAUCGGACGGUAGUAGUUCCGUGGAUUUGUUGCUAGAUAUUCCUUUGGACAGAGAAAAGCAAGAAGAACAUGUUUUGCUUUUAACGGCGGUUGAUGGAGGAGAGCCUCAGCGUUCCGGCACAACAGAGAUAAACAUUAUUGUCGUCGAUGCCAAUGACAAUGCUCCCGUUUUUAGUCAAAGGGUUUAUAAAGCUGCUGUCAGGGAAGACUCUUUGAUUGGGACCGUGCUGAUCAGAGUUAACGCCACUGACGCAGACAAAGACAUGAAUGGACACAUUACAUAUUUUUUCGCCCAUGUUACAGAUAGUUCGAAUGAUUUAUUUGAAAUCAGUCCUGAUUCGGGAGAAAUCAAACUCAUCGGCCAAUUAGAUUAUGAAAGUAAUAGAAAAUAUGAGCUCAAAGUAGAAGCUAAAGAUAUAGGGGAUCUUGUAGGCUCAAGUAAAUUAACAAUUGAAGUUACUGACGUAAAUGACAACGUGCCAUUUAUUAAUCUGAUGUCGGUUUCAAAUCAGAUCAGAGAAGACUCAUUACCUGGGACAGUAAUAGCAAUGAUUAACGUGCAAGAUAAAGAUUCUGGAAGAAAUGGUAAAGUUACUUGUUGGAUUAAUAAUAACAUUCCAUUUAAACUGAAAUCAUCUAUGAAUAAUUUUUAUACUUUACAAACAGAAGGGUAUUUAGAUCGUGAAAAAGUGUCGCAGUAUAAUAUUACAAUUUUGGCAAAAGACGAAGGAGAGCCUUCACUCUCAACUACACAUUCUAUCACACUGCAGAUUAUUGAUGUCAACGACAAUGCUCCAAAAUUCGCAAAUCAACGUUAUACAACAUACAUCAUGGAGAAUAACUCUCCGGGGUCCUCGUUUUUUUCAGUGAGAGCGUACGAUGAGGACUCGGGUCUCAAUAGUAAAAUAUCUUACUUUAUUGAUGAAUCCAGUGUUAAUAAUAUCUCAGUCUCUUCAUUUGUGUCUGUUAAUUCAGAUGAAGGUGUCCUCUAUGCAGUGCGUUCAUUCGAUUAUGAGCAGCUGAGUCAUUUUCAAAUCUCGGUGACAGCUAAAGACAGAGGUUCUCCACCUCUCAGUUCUAGUGUAACAAUAGACGUAUAUGUCCAGGAUCAAAAUGACAAUUCUCCAGAAAUUCUGUACCCAGUUUUGAAUAAAGGAUCUCCGAUAGCUGAAUUUAUUCCCCGCUCUGCCGAUGUUGGAUAUUUGAUUACUAAAGUUGUUGCUGUUGAUAAAGACUCUGGACAAAAUGCGUGGCUUUCUUAUAAAGUCAUCAAAUCUACCGAUCAGACGCUUUUUGAAAUGGGCUUACAUAAUGGUGAAUUAAGAAGUCUUAGGCAAAUAAUGGAGAAGGAUUCUGCAAAACAAAGACUGACGAUUUUAGUUGAAGACAGCGGACAGCCUUCGCACUCAUCGACUGUGAACGUCAACGUUGCCAUCACUGAUAAUGUUGCAAUGGCGUUUACAGAAUUCAACGAUUUUGCAUACGAGAAAAGCAGCGAUGGCGAUAUAAGAUUUUAUUUGGUAAUCUCUUUAGUGAUCGUGUCGUUUCUUUUCAUUACGUUCAUCAUAAUUUUAAUAUCUUUAAAAUUCCACAAGUGGAGGCGCUCGAAAUUUUUCAGUGAAAAUUCCAAUGGAACUCUCCCCGUUAUUCCUUAUUACCCGCCACGUUAUGCAGAAGUCGGAGCCACUGGGACUCUUUGUCACGUAUACAACUAUGAAGUCUGCCUCACAACGGAUUCUGGAAAAAGUGAAUUUAAAUAUGUAAAGCCUAUGCUACAGACUCCUAUGGAUAAUGAUUCUAAUGGAGCCAAAACUAAAAGUCCUAGCUCGAGUGAUUUAAUUGCAGAUGAAGAAAGUUUGCAGGUAAGCUUGGUGACAAUUCAUUUGGCACACUUUUCUUGGCACACUUUAAUAAAUGCGCUUAGUAUUAAGGUAUAUGUUUACGUUUGCCCCUAAAGGAUGAUAGAUAGAUAGAUAGAUAGAUAGAUAGAUAGAUAGAUAGAUAGAUAGAUAGAUAGAUAAAACAGUAUUCAAUGUAGGUAAGACUAUAAUAGAAAAUUAUUAUCUUGUACAGACAUAUUGAUAAAAAAAAUUCUGUAAAUUGAUUUUUUUUAAUUUCUUAUUGGUCAUUGGUGAAUUACAUUGCUUGGGUUCAUGUGUUGGGAUUAACUCUUAUACAACAGGUAUGAAUGAUAAGUGCAACAAUAUAGAACAGCUAAUGGCAGUAGCAGGCUUUGAAAUGUUUCUGUGCUAUAUACAUAUUGGUGUUACGUUUUGAACUAAAACUACUGAAAAACAAGUGCCAUCCUCUAGUGAUGCAAUUUGUGCAUGCAAAUACAUCUACUCUUGCAAUUAAACAAAAAUAUAGUACUGGUUGUAACCUUAGUGUUGGAGAUGUAAUAGGCAGGGGGCAAGUACCAUUGGACUGUCAAACAAUCCAGGAUGUGUUGAAGAUUAAUCAUUGCUUUCUGAUCCAAAUGAAUUUCUAAAAUGCUGUUUACUUUUCUUUUAUGAUUAAGUAAUUUCAUGCUCAAAAUGUUUAGGCCUUAUUUUAUUUACCUUUUUUGAUCUAAAAGUUAUUUAAACAUUUUUAAAAUAUGACCUUUAAUUUCUAAUUUCUUCAUCUGGUGAGUGCAGCCUGGUCCAGCAUAACUGGAACAAAAAAAA